UUGGAGAAGAGCGAGAUGACUGAUGGACAGGGAGGUGCGCGCUGUGGCCCAGCGCACAAACAGGCGGUUGUCCGUGCCUGUGCACGAGGCGGAAGUGGGGCGCUCCUGCUGCACUGGCCGCCGGAGUUGGGGGCGAGCUCGGCGGUGACGUGGGGUGCUCACGUGACCGCGAGCUGCAGAGCGACGCAGCCUUCGGUGCAGUCGUCACUCCCGUCUGGGUACCAGCUCCCCGCUCCCCUGCGCACGGGCGGCUUGGCAUCGGGCCCGCGGCAAGCGGAGCAGGUCUGCCGAACUAAGUGUGGCGGCGGCGCACUCGUGGCGAGGAUCGGAAGGAGCAAGAGACAGCGAGGAUAGGCCCAGGAAAACGAAGAAAUGGAGCAACCCGUGCAGAACGGAGAGGAAGACCGCCCUUUGGGAGGGGGCGAAGGCCACCAGCCAGAAAGAAAUCAUAGACGGGGACAGGCUCGCCGGCUUGCCCCUAAUUUCCGAUGGGUUAUACCCAAUAGACAGGUCAAUGAUGGGAUGGGUGGAGAGGGAGACGAUAUGGAAAUAUUCAUGGAGGAGAUGAGAGAAAUCAGGAGAAAACUUAGGGAGCUGCAGUUGAGGAAUUGUCUGCGUAUCCUUAUGGGGGAGCUCUCUAAUCACCAUGACCAUCAUGACGAAUUUUGCCUUAUGCCUUGAUUCCUGCCAUUUCCAUGAGAUUAAUACUGUGAUUUCCACUGUUGUUCUGUUUUUCCUUGCAUUUUCCUGAUAAUGCCUUUACUGAUCCGUUUGCUGUGAACCUUAUGUAAUUUCAGUGUGUCAGGUGGGUUCUGUGUUACCAGCUUCUAAUUGCAGAUUGCCUUGGCAUCCAAUCUAAGUUUCUGUCAACUGUAAAGUUUCACCCAUUUGCAUGGAAAAAUGUAAAGUUAAUAAAGUAAUUAAAAAGCAA
Capra hircus (goat) is the source of this 931-nucleotide messenger RNA. It is a transcript of the gene BEX3, whose product is annotated as brain expressed X-linked 3. The record is from RefSeq and is a predicted model, not a curated record. The transcript has 3 exons. Gene Ontology annotation, biological process: signal transduction. Bases 16 to 354 code for a protein of 112 amino acids. Gene Ontology annotation, cellular component: cytoplasm; cytosol. Gene Ontology annotation, molecular function: signaling receptor binding. NCBI's taxonomy places the organism in Eukaryota, Metazoa, Chordata, Mammalia, Artiodactyla, Bovidae.